CGCAGAAGGAUGCGCAGUAAACAGUGCAGUGGAGGUUUCAGUCAGCGACAUCUUGUGGUAUAGUAGAAUUUAGCUAGUGGAAUCUGUGGCUAUCACGAACAUCCGAUGUUUAUUGUGUAGUAUAUCCAACAGAUAACUGAAAAUGUCGUCCAACAACCAGAAGUUAUCCACUACAGAGCGAGUUAUCAAAAGUGUGCCGUUCCCGCCCAGCCGCAAGCUGACAACGGCGGAGGUGUUCGACACGAGGACGGGCAAGCCGCGGCCCGACGUUCUGAAGCAGCACUUCAUCCUCGAGGGCCGGAUAGACGAGGCGGCCGCGCUACGCAUCAUCAACGAUGGCGCCACGCUACUGCGCUCCGAGAAGACCAUGAUCGACAUCGAGGCGCCCGUCACAGUCUGCGGAGAUAUCCACGGACAGUUCUACGACCUGAUGAAACUUUUCGAGGUGGGCGGCCCACCUGCCUCAACAAAAUACCUCUUCCUAGGCGACUACGUAGAUCGAGGAUAUUUUAGUAUAGAGUGUGUUUUGUACCUCUGGGCGCUGAAACUGUGUUACCCAGCCACAUUAUUCCUAUUGCGUGGGAAUCACGAAUGUAGGCAUCUUACAGAAUACUUCACAUUUAAACAAGAAUGUAAAAUAAAAUAUUCGGAGCGUGUGUACGACGCGUGUAUGGAAGCUUUCGACUGCUUACCGUUGGCGGCGCUUAUGAAUCAGCAGUUCCUCUGCGUCCACGGGGGGUUGUCGCCAGAGAUACACAACCUGGACGACAUACGGAAGUUGGAUCGAUUCAAGGAGCCUCCAGCAUUUGGCCCCAUGUGUGAUCUUCUGUGGUCAGAUCCGCUAGAAGACUUCGGUAGCGAAAAAAAUGCUGAACAUUUCAGUCACAACAGUGUCAGAGGCUGCUCAUAUUUCUACAGCUAUGCUGCCUGCUGUGAUUUCCUCCAGAACAAUAAUCUACUGUCUAUUAUAAGAGCACACGAAGCUCAGGAUGCCGGAUAUAGAAUGUACAGAAAAAGUCAAACAACAGGAUUUCCAUCGCUUAUCACUAUCUUCUCAGCACCAAACUAUCUGGAUGUCUAUAACAAUAAGGCUGCUGUCUUGAAAUAUGAAAACAAUGUGAUGAACAUCAGGCAGUUCAAUUGUUCACCACAUCCAUACUGGUUGCCAAACUUCAUGGAUGUUUUCACAUGGUCACUGCCAUUUGUAGGAGAAAAAGUCACAGAGAUGCUUGUGAAUGUGCUGAAUAUUUGUUCAGAUGAUGAACUCAUGUCUGAUGGAGAUGAAGGGCUUGAAGAAGGGAAACUUUUUAUACAAAAGAAUGCUGCAAACCUGAGGAAAGAAGUCAUCAGGAACAAAAUCCGUGCCAUUGGGAAAAUGGCGCGUGUAUUCUCUGUUUUGAGGGAGGAGAGUGAAAGUGUUCUUCAGCUAAAGGGAUUGACACCAACAGGCUCUUUGCCACUUGGUGCCCUCUCAGGUGGAAAAACUUCGCUUAAGAAUGCCUUACAAGGGUUCUCACCAAAUCACAAGAUAACAUCGUUUGCUGAAGCGAAGGGUCUGGAUGCUAUAAAUGAAAGGAUGCCACCAAGGAAGGAUGCUCCACCAACACCAGCAUCUGAAGACAAAAAGCCACUACAACAAGGAAACCAAACAAAUAAUUCGCAUACAAACACCAAUGCUCACUCGUGAGCUUAUAUGGUGAAAAGAAUGAUGCAAGGUGGCAGUCUUCGGCUGGUCUACUCUUCUGUGAGCGGAUGUGCCUGCUCUUUGACACCCUGCUCCCUGCCCUCCCCUUUAUCAGUAGGUUAUAUACCAUACCGACAAUGUGAGCGCUACAGAAAAAGCAGGUGUAAAGCAACACGUUGGCAAUGGGAACACUAGCAUCUCUGUAUGCAUCUCUUGCAGUGAUACCUUCUUCUAUUUUUAAAGUAAAUGGCAAGGUGAUAAGUUCCAGUCUGUAUGAGAGAAAGAGAGAUGGAUCACAGUUUUCUCAAGAGUUAGCCUCUUUUUCUAAUUGUAUUCAUUUGUGUAUUUGAAGCAUCAUUACAUCCAUAUAUAAAACAGUACUUUUUGACAUUUUUGUAUAUAUUACAGUAAUAAGGAAAAAUAAGUUUCCCUGUGUGUUAUUUAAAUAAUAUCACACACACAUUGUCAGUCAUUUAUUUUAUGGUUUUGCUAGUGUUUUAGACUUGUCUUUUGUAUAUAUUUGAUAAACAGAAUUCAGUAAGAAACUCUUUUAGAUUUAGUAGAUGUAUUCAUUUUAAUAUUAAAAUGUUUCAUGCAUGCAGCAUGAGAGUAUUAAAAAUGCUAACUCUUACAGGACCCUAAUCCCUCUCUGUCUCUCACUUGUGUAACAAGGGGAAAGCACCCUUGUGGAUUAUAUUGACAGUCAAUUAUGGUUCAUCAUUUGGUGUAGUCAUUAGAAACAAUUCUGUAUAUGGCCGUGUAUUUGAGUUGUUGCGUAUAUAUACAGAAUAAAGGCAUCAUCAUUACAUCAUGUUAUGAUGGUAACAAGUUGCCAAAUAUACAGAAUUGUGUUCUUGUGAAAAUGUUAGCAGUCUUUUUGUCAGGUUCUAUGUUUCAAAUCAAAUUAUCAUUACCACAGGUACAGAUAUUAGGGAAAUUAAGCAAUUCCUGCAUUGUGUAGAUCAAAUGUAUGGUGCAAACCAUUCUUAUAUAUGUAUUACUGUUUCCAUUGCCUUAACAAAAGUUGUAAAAAGUUCAAGGUAAUGAAGAAAUAUUAAUGAAUCAUACCAUUUCCUUCAUUACAUACCUUACAUUUUUUGUGUGUAUUCCUUGCUAGAAAAAUGGAAAGAAACAAAAAAAGUUGCUGUUUACUACCAUGUUGUACUUAUUCGUUUUCUUGUACAAACCAUGUUACAUAAUUUUGUUAGGGCUUAUGUGGUCCUGACUACACAGUUUUAUUCUAAGUGGUGUGUGUGUGUGUGUGUGUGUGUGUGUGUGUGUGUGUGUGUGUGUGAGUGUGAGUAAUGUGUACUAAUGUCCCUCGGAAGAAUGGUGGUGCAUAGCAUUAUGCUACAUUUCAUUUGAAUGGAUGAUAGAGUAACUAGACUUCUAGGAGGAUGUUAUUAAUGUUUUGUUUCCUAUGUAUUUUCUCCAUGUUCUAUGAACUUGUUCCCAUAAAAUUAAUUGAAUUGUUAUACUGAAGAGUUAUUUACAUUUUUAUACCUGUGUAUGUUAACUGUAUAUACAAAUAUAUAUAUAUAAAUACAUAUACACAAACUGUUUUUAAGUGAUGUUUGUGCUCUUUGUAGAACUCUUGUUAGAAAUGUUGUUUUCAAUCUUGGAGCAAACCAUCUGUAAUGUGCAACUGUGGCUCUUCAUUGUUGCAUAUUAUGAAUGAAGCAUGCAUGUGAGUGAGUGCUUGUGGUACAUAUAAUUAAAGACAACUGUAAAUAUGAAUUCAGAUUCUUUAAAUGCGUCUCAAUAUAGUGAUAAAAAAUAAAUAUAAUGUAUGUUUUCAGAGUGCCGAGGGACAACAUUUCUUUGUAAAAUAAGGAGAAAUGAAAAUUAGUAGGAAAAUUUUUUCCCCAUUCAUAAUUGAGUAGAAUAAUUCUUCCUGUCUGUUCUAAUGCCAGUCUGUUUUUACUUGGCAGGAACAAUAUCUAAAAGAAAGUAGCUUAUGCGUUAUUUUUUUUUCCUUUGCCAAAAGGCAGAAUGCCGUACAUUCUGAGAAUAACCAACAUUCAUUAAGAAGACUUUACUGUUCUCUAUUAAAGCCUUCAAUAUACAUAUUCUUGGAAUACAUUUAAAGAAAUUAUUGCUUGAAUGUAAAUAAAACACGCCAUAAUUUUAUUUUUAGAGCUCCAGUUUGAUGUGAAAUUGGAGUUGUUAUUUUCUACAUAACUAUCUGUGUAAAGAAAGGAAUCUACUAAGACAUUUUAUAGAGGAAAAUAUUUUCAGUGACUAUGAUACUUCUGAUUUGUAAACACUAAUUCCACUACAUUCACUUUACUUCAUGUUAUAAUUCAUAAGUAUUCAGAUACAUCUUGAAGUUGGAGUACCAUAAAUAUCUUCCUGUGAUUUUUUUUUUAGUGAAGCCAGUUCAGCACACAUGUUUAUUGUACCUUGUAGACCAGACUGAAGUGCAAAAGAAAUGGAUGCUGGUAAUCAGAUUGCAUUUCAUGUCUGUCAUUAACUCACAGAAUGAAAGGAUUUUCAGAAAUAAAUCAAAUACAUUAAAUGCUUUUACAAUCCACAAUAAAAUGGUACCUUUAUUAUCAUGAUGUAAUUAUGUUUGAUAACAGUAAUGCAUUCAUUCAAGGGACUGUUUUCAUGGGUGUGUGAUCAUCUUGCCGACAUUGUUGAUUAUAUAAGUGUUAUUAUUGCUAUAUAAAUAUAUAUAUUUAUUGCAAGAUAUUGGAAAAAGAGACAUUAUCAAAGAUCUUGAAAGCUCCUUCCUCACCUUUAAUUUUCUUUUACUUGUUUUGUUCAGAGUGUAUAAAAUGACUUUAAAAGCAAUUGCCAUACAUGUAUUUAAAUCUGAAUAAUGAUAGUGUUCUGUUGAGUCAGUAUAUGAAUAAACUAAUAAACCACUUUAAAAUAAUAAUUCAGUAUCUACACUUUCAUAUAAGUUUUAUUUAUAAUUGAGCCUGACCUGUAUUUAUUUAAUUUAUUCGAAAACAAGUAUCAGAUAAUAUUUACUUUUCUGUUGACUGCAUAAGCAUUAAGCAUAACCAGAAAAAAAUAGUAUCUGUUUCAUGAAGUUGCUGUUCACAUCCUUCCAUUAAAGGAUCAGAUUUGUGUUUGUGAAAAUUUUUAUUUCAUACACAAAUUAUUGUUUGGAAAAUCUUCAUUAACAAUGAGAUGGGGUUUUAUGAUUGAUUUAAAAUGAAGAAACUCAUAUUUAGUACACUUUGUUAUAUAUCACUUUGAUUGGCUGUACUUUUUUACCUUUUUAAAUUCAAUUGUGUGUUUCAUCCCUUUUACUUUUGAUUAUAACAUUUGUGUAAGAAUAAAUCAAAGGAAGGAUUCCAGAAACAAGAUUUUAUGAUGAAAUGAAACAAUACAUAUGAAAGAAAAUUCUGAUCAUUUUUUACGGUACUCUUAAAUGCUUAUGAGUAGAUGUAAUAAUUGAUUGAGAGCUACAUGAUAACUUUUUCUGAACUUUUCAUCACUAAUGGGAACUUGAAUUACAGUAUAUAAUUACGUGGUGAAUAUAUAUAUAUCUCUCUCUCUCUCUCUCUCUCUCUCUCUCUCUCUCUCUCUCUCUCUCUCUCUCCUCUCUCUCUCUCCCACCCCCUUUCUUUUCUGCCCUAGACUCCCUCUCCAGAUUCUCCUUCCUCUUAGAACUGGAAGUUAACAGUCAAUCAAUUCAGUCACUUACUUCUAAUUUUUGUAACUGCAUUUGAAAUUGUGUUUUCAUCUCAUUUAGUUGCAUGGAGUGCCCUCUCUAAUGCAGAGAGAGAAAUUGUUAACAGUAAAUAGCUUCGAACUUAAAUGGGAGCAAAUAUGUAUCCUUAUUUUUAGUUUCACUCAUUUGAAACUUACAUUCAAGUAUCUUAUAAUGAUUUACUAUGUAACAUCUUCAAUAUUUAUUGAUGAAUCAUCAUGUAAUAUUUUAUCAAUUUAAAGGUAUAAAAGCACAUAAUUUUCCUAAUUAAAAUCGGUUUGUGCCGUGUAUGGGAAAGUGUUGAAUAUGAAGGAGAGGGGAUUGGAGACAUGCUACUCCAUUAUAUUGUAUGUUAACAACAUCAGAAUUAUUUUGCCCAGAUGGGUAUAAACAAUUAAAGAAUAACAUUUUUGAAAGUAAUCUUAUUUUCAUUCCUUUAUCUAGUACUCCAGCUGUUUUGUUUCCUUUGGAUUCUUCUUUGUCUUUACUUCCCGGUACACCUUCUGUCAUCUCUCUUGAAAUCAACUUAACUCUAACACAUGCACCAUUUUAUUGUUCUUCCAGAAGAACUUAUCCUUUAUUAUUCCUUUGGCUGUUGUAAUCUUACAUAUUAUGUUUUUCAUUUUCUUGUGGCUCCUUAUUAUUUAAUUUAUUCGUAACUUCAUUAUGCUUCUAUUUCUGUAUAGUUCACAUCUAUCACUGGCAAUUCUGUCUAUAAGCAGGCAUCCUAUGAUUAUUAAGACAAUUAACUAAUUUGUUACCUAGUGCUAGCAGGAGGCAACAACAUGGUAUGUCUUCUUUUAUAUGGCACUGAUAUCAUAUCUGUUGUAAUACAAAAAUAAUUAAUAUAUUGUGAUGUCUUAGUUAUCGUAUUAAAAGGUGAAAAAAGGGUUAGGGGGAUGGGUGGACUGUGCGAAAGAAAAGGAAGGGGACGGAAAUGAAGAAAAAGGUAGGUAGACUGGGGGAAAUACAACUGGAGGUAAGAGAAGUUGCAGUGGGAUGUAUGUCCUUUGUCUAGAUAAUGUCUAAUGAACUUAUUUUUCUACUUUAUUGCCAGUGUUUUAGUUCAUUGUGUCUCCUAAUAUCGCACUUAAUUGUUUCUAAUGUUCUUUCAUAUUUGUUGGCAGAUCACGUAGUUAAUAAACUACCCAACUCCAUUUCAUCAAACUAUGAUUUCUGUGUCAAAUUGUUCAGACUGUGAAGCUUUUAUGCUACUGGUUGAAGUAGAAUUUUGUAUCACUCUGGUUUCUUAAUGUUUAAAAGUUUCCAAUUGUGUUAUUUAUUGGUUAAUGUGUUCAAAUGGAUGUAAAAUGGAAAACACAGUGAUAACAAAACUAACUAGUCUGUUUGUCAAAAAUGUUUUGUACUAUACACACACAUUACAGUAUAAAUUACAUGUAUCUAUUAAAUAUUACUAUUCAUAUAAAGAUAUGAAUAUUCAUACAUAUAUAUUAUACACAAACACAAAAAAUAAAGCUACAUACAUGUGUCCUCAAAUUUCUUUGAGUUUCUCAUGUAUGUGAAAAUAGCUAUAUGAUUAAUACCAGUAACAUAAUAACAAAAUAUAUGCUGUAAAUAAUUAAUAAUAUUAUGGUGCAAUUUCUAACAAAUCCAUAAACCCAUUCCACAUUUUCAACACUCAUUGUUAGCAUAUUCAUGUCCCAUGUUUCCUCAUAAAUUAUGAAUGUUUGCAUUGUCUCAAAGCAAUUUCUCAGAUUCUAAAAUAAAGCCUCUUUUUACCAAAUUAA
Messenger RNA from Schistocerca cancellata (South American locust), 7099 nucleotides. RefSeq names its product serine/threonine-protein phosphatase 2B catalytic subunit 2-like. NCBI's taxonomy places the organism in Eukaryota, Metazoa, Arthropoda, Insecta, Orthoptera, Acrididae. The record is from RefSeq and is a predicted model, not a curated record. The coding region runs from base 143 to 1687 and encodes 514 amino acids. Gene Ontology annotation, cellular component: calcineurin complex; cytoplasm. Gene Ontology annotation, biological process: calcineurin-mediated signaling. The transcript has 15 exons. Gene Ontology annotation, molecular function: calmodulin-dependent protein phosphatase activity; calmodulin binding.